Molecule: messenger RNA, 942 nt
Organism: Fukomys damarensis (Damara mole-rat)
Lineage: Eukaryota; Metazoa; Chordata; Mammalia; Rodentia; Bathyergidae
Product: olfactory receptor 8K3
Exons: 1
Coding region: 1-942 (313 amino acids)
Biological process (GO): G protein-coupled receptor signaling pathway; sensory perception of smell
Cellular component (GO): membrane
Molecular function (GO): olfactory receptor activity; G protein-coupled receptor activity; odorant binding
Source: RefSeq, a predicted model, not a curated record
AUGGAAAAAACCAACCUCACCACGGUGACUGAGUUCAUCUUCCUGGGCAUAACAGAUCGCCCUGAGCUGCAGACUCCACUCUUCCUCCUGUUCCUCGUUGUCUACCUGACCUCACUGUUGGGCAACCUCGGCAUGAUCAUCCUCACCCAGGUGGACCCCAGGCUUCAAACUCCCAUGUACUUUUUCCUCAGACACCUGGCUCUCGUGGAUCUUGGUUAUUCUACAACUGUGGGACCCAAAAUGCUGGUAAAUUUUGUGAAAGAUCAAAAUACAAUAUCCUAUCAGUUCUGUGCCACACAGCUAGCUUUUUUUCUUCUGUUUAUUGGUAGUGAGCUUUUCAUUCUGUCUGCAAUGUCCUAUGACCGCUAUGUGGCCAUCUGUCGCCCUCUCCUCUACACAGCCAUCAUGUCACCGAGGGUGUGUUGGGUACUAGUCGGGAUUCCCUAUCUCUACUGCACCUUUCUGUCUCUUCUCAUUUCUGUCAAGAUUUUCACUUUGUCUUUCUGUGGAUACAAUGUCAUUAAUCAUUUCUACUGUGAUUGUAUACCCUUGAUUUCCUUGCUCUGCUCAAAUACUCAAGAAGUUGAAUUUAUAAUUAUGAUAUUUGCAGCUUUUGAUUUGAUUUCCUCUCUCCUGAUGGUCCUGGUGUCCUACCUGCUCAUCUUUGUGGCCAUUCUCAGGAUGAAGUCUGCAGAGGGCAGGCGCAAGGCCUUCUCCACCUGUGGGUCCCACCUGACCGUGGUCAUUGUGUUCUAUGGGACGCUGAUAUUUAUGUAUGCACAGCCUAAGUCUGGUCACUCCAGCAAAACUGAAAAAGUGGCUUCUAUAUUUUAUACCCUGAUAAUCCCAAUGUUGAAUCCUUUGAUUUACAGCUUGAGGAACAGAGAUGUAAAAUUUGCCAUACAAAACACAUGGAAAAAGCUGCCUAGUGUCUUUUCUUAA